UCCUUUCCCUCCUUCGGCUCCAUUCCAAACAUUGCAGAGAGCUCUCCUUCACAGUUCACAGUGCUCAGCUCUCACUAGAGAGGGAGAGAGUUGCGGUGAGGCUUAGCUUCAAUGGAGGCUGUGUUCAAUCUCGACAACCAAGUCGGCUCAGUUGAAGGGAAUAACAUAGCGGGAGAGAAAUUGUUGAACCGGGAAUCCAUCAGUUGUGCCCCGAGGAAAAAGUUAGCUGACAUUAGCAACGUGGCUCAGCAAACGAAACAAGCCAAGCAAGCUGUGAAGUCGAGCACUAUUCUACUUCAAAAGAAUGAGCAGAUUGAGAGGCUUCAGAAGGAAAACAUCGUGCUGACUAAAGCUCUUGCAGACAGGAAUAGGAUCAUUGAUGUGGGGGCAAUCGAGCUGCAGAAACUGAGAAAUGAUUUGCAGAAAGUGCAGGAGAAGAACCUGCAACUUGCGCAAGCAAACAAUCAGAUGCUAGCGGAACUUAAUUCAGGAAAAGACAAGAUAAAACUGCUUCAGCAUGAACUGGAUUGCAAAAAUUGCUUGCUCAAAGUGAGGCAGUUUGAGUUGAAGGAGAAAGCUAAAUCAGGAACAUGCCAUUUUAAUGCGAGUGAGGCAAGAGAUGAAACCGUCAAGCCUAACGAUGCAGGGGAAUUCUCUCAAGCUGGCAAGCCUUGUAAUACUUGUCGGAGGCAGCAGCAGAGGAAUCAAUCAUUGAACUCUAAUUCAGCUGAACUUGUCCAAGCUGAGGAGAAAGUCAGCAAGAAAAGGCCAUGCAAGAGAAGGCAAUCUGCUAGGUUUAGGUCUGAAGAAGCAGGAUUAUGUGCAGUGUCCCUCGAGAUGGGGGAUUCCAAGGGUAGCAUCUCGAAUGAAUGUGCGGAGCCUCUCAAAGAAAAUUGUCCAGCACCGUCAACCUCAUCAAUGGAAAAGGAACAUGAAGAGAAAAAUGCUGCUAAUGUUGAAAACCAAGCACAUCCAAGAUCAUCUCUAGGGAGACCUUUGCGACGAGCUGCUGAGAAGGUCCAGUCUUACAAGGAAAUUCCUCUUAAUGUGAAGAUGCGCCGGGAAGUCCCUGGUCGACGUAUUCGUACAUGUGAUAGUUCCUCCCUUCCCGUACCAGUAGCGGUGGUUCCGAUGGCUUCUGCUGCCAUCGGUGAAGAAAACUGCUAUCAAAUGCAUGCGGACAUCAUUUCUGACUGUCGGACAGUGAAGGGCUCGACCACCGAGAAGUACUCUAAACUCUGCCUAUUAUAUUAUUGCUUUCGAACCCAUGGCAACCAUGCCACGGGCAAAAGGAAGAUCGUGCCCUCAAGAUGGUCCAAUCUGCCAGUUAAAUAUUACCAAAUACUGUAAGUUUUUUCGGUUAUAAGAGAUGUUCAUGAAUCUAUUACAAUAAAAUAAAAAUCCUAAUAACUAAUCAAAUGACAUUGGUAGUCUAGGCACAUAUAUCAAACUUGAAACCUCUUAAUUACGAGACAA
This is a messenger RNA of Punica granatum (pomegranate), 1476 nucleotides long. Lineage: Eukaryota; Viridiplantae; Streptophyta; Magnoliopsida; Myrtales; Lythraceae. The record is from RefSeq and is a predicted model, not a curated record.